Messenger RNA from Formica exsecta, 2111 nucleotides. RefSeq names its product EARP-interacting protein homolog. Lineage: Eukaryota; Metazoa; Arthropoda; Insecta; Hymenoptera; Formicidae. The coding region runs from base 297 to 1334 and encodes 345 amino acids. Gene Ontology annotation, biological process: protein ubiquitination. Gene Ontology annotation, molecular function: protein binding. The record is from RefSeq and is a predicted model, not a curated record. The transcript is spliced from 6 exons.
ACGCGGAAAUACUUGCCGCGCGGCAAAAAGCAACGUCAAUCUUUCAAGCUCUAAAUUUUUCGUUCUAAUAGAAAAGUUGUAAGUUGAUUGGCUACCGCGUGGUCUUUUGCCGCGCGGCAAGCGUUUCCGCGCCUGUGUGCAGAAGCUAUUACAUGAACUAUAGAUUUCCAUUACUGGCAGUGAAUUUUGGAACACAGCCCAUAUAUAUCAAAAAAUUGUACAUAAAUACACAUCGGUUUGCACACGAGUUUUUUAACCAGAGAUAAAUAAACAAAGAAGAAGAAGAAGACUUAAAAAUGGAAAAUGAUAAUCCUGUCAUAUAUGGACUCGAAUUCCAAACUAGAGCACUGUCUGCUCAAACGGCUGAGACCGAUGCUGUAAGAUUUUUGAUAGGAACACAAUCUUUAAACUUUAACAAUAAUCAGAUUCACUUGGUGGAACUUAAUGAGGAAACAGGAAAUUUAAAGACUCAAGUAUUUCAGCAUCCACUAGGAGAAAUUUGGUCCUUACAGGCUUCUCCAACCGAACCUGAUGUAUUUAUUACAUGUUAUAACCAUUUGAAUGAGGAAGGCACUUGUCAAAUGAAAGGAGCUAUUUGGAAAUUUCCUGAGAUAAAAGAGUACACGAAUGACAUUUUACAACUCUAUAAAUUAGCAGAUAUUGAUACAACCUCGUAUGGCACUGAUCUUAAAACUAUUGCCUAUCAUCCUAUAGACUGUAAAAAGAUUGUUUCUGUAGUAGAUAAUAAUUUUGCUUUGUGGGAUUUAGCAAACAAAGGACUACAGGUAGUAGCAUCUGGUACUUUGGCAGGCAAAGGUCAGCCACGAUUUACAAAUGGUAAAUGGAAUCCUCAUAAUGGUGCCAAUCAGUUUGUAACUUUGAAUGAAAAUAAUGUACGUGGGUGGGAUUUUAGAAACCCAGCCAAUGCUGCUUGGUCUAUUUUAUCUGCACAUUCGCAAAUCAUUAGGGAUUUAGAUUUUAAUGCAAAUCGUCAGUAUUUUCUAUCCACCUGUGGUGACGAUGGAUAUAUGAAAUUUUGGGAUAUUCGAUUACCGACAGAACCGGUACUAUCGCGUAUGGAGCACUCACAUUGGGUAUGGAACAUAAGAAUUAAUCGUUUUCACGAUCAGCUUGUUUUAACAUCCAGCAGUGAUUCUAGAGUGAUUUUAUAUAGUAUUGCAUCUAUCUCAUCUGAACCAUUUGGACAUAUGGUGUCGACUGAAGAUGAAUUUGUUUCGCAAAAUGACGAAUCUUGUGGAAAAAGAAAAAAAAGAAUCAUAUUAUUUCAGAUUAGAAGAUGGUCUUGUAGGAAGAUACGAAGAGCACGAAGAUAGCGUGUACGCGGUGGAAUGGUCGUCUGCCGAUCCCUGGACAUUUGCAUCUCUUAGUUAUGAUGGUAGAUUAGUUCUUAAUAAAGUACCACGUAAAUAUAAAUAUCAAAUACUUUUAUGAAUAUAUUAUAAAUUAUUAUGAUAAGGUUAAAUUAUUUGAUAGAAUAUAUAUAUAUAUAUUACUUCAUCAAUAUUAUCACAUUUCGUUAUUUAUUAUAAAUUUUUCUCUACAACCACAUUUCUAAUUGAUGUGUGUGUAUUUGUUACUAGUUGUUUUCCAUUUGCACUCAAGUGAUACUGAGUCACUCAGUUAUGUAUUUCAUACUCAGACAAUGACGUCAUUGACCUGCUUAUUUUGGUAACAAAGCUAUCGCAUAACAAUACAGAUUUAUAACCUCACUUUUAAUAUGAGUCUAUUAGACUCACUAAAGCACACGGUCUCGAUCGUGUGCAGAAACCACGUAAAAACUCAGUUGAAUCUCACUUGCUAGCAUCAAAAGGAACGUGCAUUCAACUGAGUUAUGACAUCACAAGUGAGAAUUAUCUGAGUUUUGAUGUAAAUGGAAAGCAACUACUAUAUAUAUGAUACACAGAAUAUAUAUGCAUACUAAAUAUAAAAUGCAUCUACUGUAUUCUGCUACUGUUUAUUUUGUUCCUCCUUAUAUUUGUAAUUAUAUAUUAUAUGGCAUCUACUUUUCAAUGAAGGAAAUGUAUGCAGCAUGUAACUGUAGCUAAGAACAUAUUUAUUAUUACAAACUCUUAAUAAAGAAAAAAAAAUUA